Tachyglossus aculeatus (Australian echidna) is the source of this 1331-nucleotide messenger RNA. RefSeq names its product ATP synthase mitochondrial F1 complex assembly factor 1 (gene ATPAF1). The transcript is spliced from 9 exons. NCBI's taxonomy places the organism in Eukaryota, Metazoa, Chordata, Mammalia, Monotremata, Tachyglossidae. The coding region runs from base 1 to 975 and encodes 324 amino acids. Gene Ontology annotation, biological process: mitochondrial proton-transporting ATP synthase complex assembly. Gene Ontology annotation, cellular component: mitochondrion. The record is from RefSeq and is a predicted model, not a curated record.
AUGGCGGCGUCCAUGGGGGCGUCCAAGAUGGCGGCGUCCAUGGGGGCGGCCAAGAUGGCGGCGUCCAUGUUGGGGGCGGCCAAGAUGGCGGCGGGGAGGCCGUUGAGGGGCCUGAAGAUGGCGGCGCGAAGAAGCAGGGCCUUGUCGGGCCUGUGCCGCUUGUUCUCCGCAGGGCCGGCCCAGCCGCCGCUGCACGACAACCCCUUCUUCGGGAAAUACCGACAGAAGAUCCAAAGGCUGCAAAGGUCUGAUCCAGAGGCGUUUAAGUGUCGGUUGGAGCAGCGGAGCGCACUGCGGAAGCAGCCCCUGGGUCGGUCGAAGCAAGCGGAAUUUGUCCAGUACGUGGAGGAAAAGGCAGGAGAUGUGGACGAGCAACCACGGAGCAAAGGUUUCACCAGAAACAAGGCCCUCAGCUCCAUCCUCAACCUGGACCUGGUGAAGGACAAGACGGCCGAGGAGAUCGGACAGAUCUGGCAGCAGUAUUUUUCCGCGAAAGACACAGUGUUUGCCGUCAUUCCCGCCAAGACGUUUGAUCUGCUCUGGACCCGGGCCCAGGCGUGUCCAUCGUUUCUGUACGCCCUGCCCAGGAGGGAAGGAUACGAGUUCUUCGUUGGCCAGUGGUCGGGCACUGAGCUGCACUUCACCGCCCUCAUCAAUAUCCAGACCCGAGGCGACGCGGCGGCCAGCCAACUGGUGCUCUACCAUUACCCAGAGCUCAAGGCGGAGAAGGGCAUCGUUCUGGUCACGGCGGAGCUGGAGCCCACUUUUCUGACGGUCCCGGAAGCCCGGUGCCUAGCCAGCCAGGUGCAAUUCUUCUACGCCACGGACUGCCAGCAGACCUUCGCGCUGGUGGAAACCUUCAACCACCGACCCGGCGAGUUCGAGCACACGGAGGUCAUCGCCGCGCUCCAGCGGAGCGGCCUCGGGGCCGACCCCAAGCUCCCGCCGCCGGGUCCGGCCCGGCCCUCGAACUGAGACCCCGGGGCGGUCCCCCGGCUCCAGCCCCGCGUGCCCUCCGCCCCUCGGGCCGCCACCCCGAGAAUCAGCCUUGCUUUAAGUCGGGGAAGCGGCCGAGGUGGGCGGGCCUCACCCCACGGUCCUGCAGGCCGUGCCCGGUGUCGGCAGACGGGCCCGCGAGCCCUCACGAGCCUGGGCCGGGCGGGUGUACUGAGCGCUCGGCUCUCCGGCCAGCAGCCUUCCUGUCCCCGGUGAUGCCGUUCAGGCUGCCCCUUCUGCCAGAACUCUCAGAAGGGGUAAGGAAAUGACUUUUAGACUGUGAGCCCACUGUUGGGUAGGGACUGUCUCUCUAUGUUGCCAAUUUGUACUUCCCA